Corticium candelabrum is the source of this 3327-nucleotide messenger RNA. RefSeq names its product basic proline-rich protein-like. Gene Ontology annotation, molecular function: protein binding. The transcript has 28 exons. The record is from RefSeq and is a predicted model, not a curated record. Bases 65 to 3193 code for a protein of 1042 amino acids. Lineage: Eukaryota; Metazoa; Porifera; Homoscleromorpha; Homosclerophorida; Plakinidae. Gene Ontology annotation, biological process: cell surface receptor protein tyrosine kinase signaling pathway; intracellular signal transduction.
CGUGAGCUGUCGUCUCGCCCUAUACUCACGUUUUUUUCAGAAUCGAUUUUACGCUACGCGAGCAAUGUCUCGUCCUAAGAAGAAGCUGAGCUGCGCGUUUCCUAACUACGAAGACAUCUCGAAUUGGAAUGUCCAUCGGUUGCUCCAGUGGUUACGACAGAAUGGUCUACACAGCAGCAUUGACACGUUUGCCGAGGAGAGAAUCGACGGCAGAACUCUGUUGUUCAUGACUGACACUGAGCUGAACUCUAAGCGACGGAUCAAUGAAAAAGACAAGAAAAAGUUGGUGAAAGCCCUUGCUAUUCUACCAAAUAGCCAGAUCAGUCGGCAGCCAGGAAUAAUGACAAGACUCAGAGGACAACUGAAAAAGAAAAUUGGACGAGAUGACUUGGGAGCUCCACCACCUGUUCCUCAAGCAGAUUACUAUACUGCGAUGGAUGACGUAGUGGGUGGAGGAGGAGGUGGAGGUGGAUGGGGUUCUGAUGAAUUUGAGUCGUCUGAUGAUUCUGAAUAUGAGGAGCCACCAGAAGAUUGCAGUGUACCAGAAGGGAUUGCAGAUAGAGCAAAAAAGUUUCAGAGCAUCCAACAAAAGUUUCAAGCUGCAGGAUUUACAUUGCCUGCACAGCAACAGGGAGUGUAUGAGGUGGAUGAUGAAGAGAUAUAUGAUGCUCCUGAGCCAGAUGAUAUAGACUCUCAUCGUGAAUACUUAGCGGAUGAAAGUUUAUAUGUUCCACCACAAGGCACGGAUGAACUGGAAACAUACGAAGUACCAGAGAUAGAAGCAAAUCCAGCACCCGGUAAAAGGCUUCCGCGUAGAAUUCCUCCACCAAUAAGGACUCAACAAGAAGGAUAUUUUUCAAACCAGCCCAUGUCACCAACUGAGCCACCACCACCUGUAGAUUAUUUUGGAUAUGGUGGUCCAGAGGGAGUCUAUGAUCUACCACCUGACGCUGAUGAUGAUGUUGAAGUCCAACCUCCCCUUCCUCCUGUUAUAUCAAAGCCUUCUCUUCCUGCACGAUUUGGUGAUCCAGCCUUUUCAGAUCCACAGAAACCAAGUGGCAAUGUUGCUCAAAAGAUGAAUCUAUUUACAUGUGGAGGUCCAAAAUCACUUCUGCCUAGACCAGGAGAGGAUUCUAAAGACAAACUACAAUCUGGCUUGCCUAAGGAACCAAGUCUUCCUGAUCGAAGCACAAAACCCAAUCUGGGUGGGCAUGGUGGUAGAUUAUCACCUGCUCGCUCAAAACCACCACGUUUGCCAAGUAAAGAUGACUCAGUUGAUGAUGUGAGGGAUAUGGCUUUGCCACCUAGGCCAUCACUGCCUGCUCCUGGUCUUCGUCCAACUUUUGAUCAUUUGAAGGAAACACAGUUUCAUGAAGGGAGAGAAUUUCAUCCACCUGCUCCAGGUAGGAAUUGUAAGCCUACUAUGCCAAGUAGAGACACAAAACCAGCAAUGCCGUUUCGAGGGAGUAAGCCAGCACUACCAUUUAUGGAUGCAAAACCACCAUUACCAGCUACAGACACUAAGCCACCAUUACCAGCUACAGACACUAAGCCACCAUUACCAGCUACAGACACUAAGCCACCAUUACCAGCUACAGACAAUAGACCACCAUUACCAGCUACAGACAAUAGACCCCCAUUACCAGCUACAGACAAUAGACCACCAUUACCAGGUAUGGACGCAAUGUCAUCACAACCAGGUAUGGAAGUUGUACCUGGAAGACAUCCAAAGCCUUUUCUGCCAGGAAGGGACACAAAACCUGUUCUGCCAGGAAGAGAUUCAAAGCCUGUUUUACCAGAUGGAGAUUCAAGGUUUAUGUUGCCAGGAAGAGACUCAAAGCCUACUGUACCAGAUGGACGUUCAAAUUCCAUAUUUUCUGGAAGAGACAUGAAGCCUGUCGUACCAAGUGCAGAUUUGAAGCCCACAUUACCUGUUAGAGACUCGAAACCCGUCUUACCAGUUGAGGAUUCAAGGCCUGCAUGUCCACCUCCUGCACCAGGUCAAGAUUCAAGGCCUGCAUUUUCACCUCCCCUACCAGGUCAAGAUUCAAGGCCUGCAUUUCCACCUCCUGUACCAGGUCAAGAUUCAAGGCCUGCAAUUUCACCUCUCCUACCAGGUCAAGAUUCAAGGCCUGCAUUUCCACCUCCCGUACCAGGUGGAAAAUCAAGGCCUGCAUGUCUACCUCCUGUACCAGGUGGUAAUUCAAGGCCUGCAUGUCUACCUUCUGUACCAGGUGGAAAUUCAAGGCCUGCAUUGCCAGGAAGAGACACAAAGCCUGUCAUACCAGGUGGAAAUUCAAGGCCUGCAUUACCAGGAAGAGACACAAAGCCUGUUAUAGCCGGAGCAGAUUUUAAUCCUGCUAUAUCAGAAAGACGGGGCAGUGAAGACAACAGAUUUACUGAACAACCAAGCAACAUGCAGGAGAACGGAGUCUUUGGAAGAGGUACUGCCAAUGCUCUUAGUGACGAAAAGCCACGGCGACCAGUAUCACCAAAACCAAUGAAGAGAAACAGCUCACCAACUGAGCGGCAGCCACCAUUACCUAUUUCUGCAAAGCCAAGCAUUUUCCCGCCUAGUGUACGUCACAACAGCUCAUCGACUGAGAGACAGCCACCAUUACCUGUUUCUUCGAAGCCGAAUGUUCGUAUGAAUCAAAACAUAUCGCCUGUUGAGCAGCAACCACCAUUACCUGUUUCUCCGAAGCCAAAUGUUCGUUCAAUUGGCACGAAUCGAAGCACCUCGCCUGUUGAGAAUCAGCCACCAUUACCGGUUUCUGCAAAGCCAAAUAGUCUUAUGCCCAGUGCCAAUUAUCCAUCAAGUUUCAAACCACCACCAAUGAAACCUUUCUCAUCUGCUAAAGAAAAGAAAUUGGAAGAUUAUGAUUGGUUUCAAGGUGAUAUUGACAGAAAGGCAUGUGAAGCUGCACUAAAGAGAAGCAGUCAGGAUGGGCUAUUCAUGGUGAGAAACAGCAAAAAUUAUCCAGGAGAAUUUUCUAUUUCGUUUUUCUAUAAAGGAGAAAUAAAGCAUCUUAGAAUUCGGAAGCGUCCAGACAACAUGUUUUCAGUGGGCGCGGAAAAAGCCAACGAAAAGGCUUUUAGGAAUGUCGUGGAGUUGGUGGACUUCCACCAAAGUGAACCUCUUUCUCUCAAAACUGGUGGAUUGAUGAAACUGAAACACGGGUGUCCACUCUGAACUACUUUGCACCGAUCCAUUACAGACAAUGGUAAUUAAAUUAAAUACUUUGUGUAUCUAAUCUGUUGAGUUGCAUGACAACCACAUGCAAAUUUAUAGCUAGAAUUCUGUCAAAUAUACUUUAAUUUAUAGAA